Molecule: messenger RNA, 1033 nt
Organism: Calypte anna (Anna's hummingbird)
Lineage: Eukaryota; Metazoa; Chordata; Aves; Apodiformes; Trochilidae
Product: inducible T cell costimulator
Biological process (GO): cell-cell adhesion; T cell costimulation; T cell tolerance induction
Source: RefSeq, a predicted model, not a curated record
AUGAGUUCUUAUCCAUCUUCACAACAGACAGAAAGCUGUUGCCUCUGUCAGGCAAGCAUGAAGUCAGUUGCUGUAACUUUUUGUGUCCUCUGCUUUCAGUUUGAAGCCCUGUAUGGAACUGAUAGCUGCUCACUGAGACCAUGCAAAAAUACAGAUCGGCUUCACAUCACUGACUCCCAGGUGAUGGUGGAGUUGGAAAACGGAAAUUUCAAGUUCACAUUCCCCAACCCCCAAAAUGUGAGUGAGUUCAGCAUGACCCUCUUCAAAGGGCAUGAAAAGAAAGGGAUCUGUGCACUCCAUCUGAGCAAGGAGAAAGUCGUUCCCGAGAGUAAUGUCACCUACUGUCAAACAGAGUAUUCAAAUAGCAGCACCACUUUCAUUCUUAAAAACCUGGAAAAACAGCAUAUCGACACUUACACCUACUGCCUGGAGAUGUUCUUACCCCCUCCCUAUAUAGAUUGCCGGCUGAAAGAAACCUAUUUGUAUAUCCAAGAUAAGAAAGACUGCAUUUCAAUGGGAGUCAUGUCAUGGAUAAUUAUGGGCCUGGUCAUGUUUGCCAUGAUUUCCUUUGUCUGCUGUGUUGUAGCUUGUUGCUUAAGGAACAAGGAUCAGCAGUGUGAAUCCAACUCCCAUGAGUACAACAGUGAAUACAUGCCCAUGGCAGCAGUGAAUGCAGCUAAAAAACCAAGAAUCUGAGGUAUGGGUUGCUUGAGGCACGGAAGAUCUGGCAGCAGAGGUUUCCAGCUGCUUGAACCUGGACAGUGGAAAUCAUCAGUUCCUCACCUUUCCCAGCCUGAGUUCUCAUGAUGGUCCUGUGCUCUGUCAUGUCAGACAUAGAACAGACUGUAGUGCUGUUCUGACCUGUGUUUUGCUCUAGCCUUGUGUGUUAACUUGCACACUGCCUAAUCCACUGACUGGUACAUGAAAUAUUUACAAUGUGUUAAAAAUAUCAGCUGGUUUUCUUGAGAGUGUAUUCCUGUAGUGCUAGUAAAGAGGGAACUUUUAUUUUCUGAAGUCUCCUUUAUGAUAAACU